Molecule: messenger RNA, 2913 nt
Organism: Malassezia globosa CBS 7966
Lineage: Eukaryota; Fungi; Basidiomycota; Malasseziomycetes; Malasseziales; Malasseziaceae
Exons: 1
Coding region: 1-2913 (970 amino acids)
Cellular component (GO): cytosol
Molecular function (GO): protein binding
Source: RefSeq, a predicted model, not a curated record
AUGUACCCGACGUCCCACACGUACUUUUCGUCUGAGAACAUCGAUUUGCCCCCGUGGGGUCCUUUUCGAUCUACCAUGUCACCUGUAAAUCCAGCGCAAAGCAUGCGCCGAGGAGCAAGCUUAGAUUCGAGUCCAGGUAUGCGCUACGACACGUUGCGAGAUCCGAUGUGGUCGUCAGUCUACCCGGAUGUGACGCAACGGCCCUUAUCUAUACCGUGGUCUGCACAGAUGCAGCUGUGGUACUAUCUCGAUCCGUCGAGUACGAUGCAGGGUCCGUUUCCCGCCACCUCCAUGCAGGCUUGGUAUGAGCAGAAUUACCUGUACCCUGAUCUCCUUGUUCGUCCGGAAGAUGACGCUCAGUUCCGCCCCCUGCACGCGUAUGUAGCGGAGAUUGGUGACCCUGUACGUCCGUUUCUCAUCCCUCCAAAGCGUGUAGGCCACCCGUCCUCGGCAUCGGCGCCGACGCCUCCGAACAUUCCAUCGUCGGUGCUCGGAUCACCGCAUGUUUCUGCGACAAAUUCCCCUCAGCUUGUUCAUGCGUCGCCCCAGCUAGAUCCAAGUGUAAGAGCGACUGAUCAUUUACGCCAAAAUUCAGCGGUAGCGGCAGCCGCAACGUCCGCCAAUGUCCCCUCAACCACGGCGACAACAGUGUCGUCCAAUGCCUCUAACUUGUCUGCGGACGACAUUUUGACGGCACUUCGUGUUAUGUCCCAGCUUCAGGCUCUCAUGCCUAACUCCACUGAGACCCAGACCUUGCAAAUGAUGCAGAAUGUCCUCGCAACCUCUGUGCCCCAUGCUAACGAGGCAGGUCUGAAUGAUAUCUUGCAUGCGAUGCAGCGGCAAGCAGCCAGUGACGCGUUCCGAGCUUCGCAAGCUCGUGCAUACGCGGAUGCCGAGCAUCCUGUACAUGCCUCAAGUAUGCCAACAUCUUCAUCGUCGUCCGUCCACAACGAUACCAACUGGCCAUAUAACCAUGACCAAGAACUGUCAUUAUACUCUGAUGAAGACGACGAUCCUUUUUCACCUGAACCGAAGCGCGGAUCGGAUGCACCCAAGCAAAUUCCAACUGUCCUGCCGGAUGCGUCUGCGUUGCGAGCCCCGGUAGCUAAGCCCCUCGAGCAAGCGCAUCCUGACCGUGCGGGCUCGAUUGGCACACCUUCCGGCCAAGCUGAUGCCUCGGACACUGUUGCGGCUUUAGGUGAAUCCACUACUGCCACUAUUGCUGCCCAAAACCCUGACCUCCCAGCGCAUGACUCGAUGCCGGGCUCAGAUACCAUUUCUAAUCCUGUGUCAAACUCCAAUCCAAUCGAUCCCAAAUCAACACUUCCGCCCAAACCUGCUUUUCUUUCGAAGCCACAACUUCCUUCCGGUCUUGAAUCAGCCGAUCCUUCUCAGAAUUCUGAGCCAAGCCGAGGUCUCGCAAAGGACAUUUUUCCUUCCACUGAUCCCACGCCUAGUCGCAAGGCCGCAUCUCACAUGGAAUCAUCAACGCAAGUCUACUCCUCUUCACAAGUGCCAGAACCAUCAAAGGCGCUGCAGGCAGUGUCCCCGUCGAAAGCACCCAAAUCGGACAAGGCACUCGACGCAAAGCCCAUUCCAACGUCAGACUCGCAUGCAACCGAGGCUGACGCGGCUGUUUCCGCUUCUGUGAAUGUACCGCCAUACUCAUCUGUUCGGAAAUCGUCCACUGCGACCGGCCUAUCAGGAGGCUCUACAGGUUCAAAUGGUUCCCGAGGUUUGGCGAGUUCAUCUGCCACUUCUGACUCUGGCACCCCAACGCCUUCAGAUCCAUCCACCCGAUCCACAUCGACUUCAUCCUCCAGCGCAACGCCUAAGCCAGCAUCUGUUCGCCCAGCUCCAUGGGCCUCCGCCUCGGCGAAGCCAGCACAGGCUUCAACUCCCAACAUGCGUGAAAUUCUCGAAGCCGAACAGCGUGAACGCAAAGCACGCGAGGCUAAAGAACGUGCGAAAAAUUCUGCCAUGCUUGCAAGUGCCAUGGCGUCCAUGCACAUGUCACAACCAACAUUGACAUCAUCAUCUUCAACAACAGGGGGGACUGUGUCGACGGCGGCAACAACUCCUCGCUCCACUGGCGUGGCCUGGAACGUGCCGAAGUCAACAACACCUGCGAAAUCACUUUCCCAAAUCCAACAAGAAGAAAGCGCGCGGUCCGCAAGUGAGAAGGCUGCACAUGCUCAAGUUGCACGCUCGUCGGCUUCGCGUGCUCAAGGUGAGCCGGAUUCACCGAAUGAAGCUGGCUGGGUCAAAGUUGGGAGCUCAUGUGGCAAGGCGCACGCUCUUCCACCCAAGCCUAUUGCGGCUGUUAAAAACAGCGCCGGAGGCAGCGGCCAGGGCAACAAUAACAGCAACAAUGGCGGCGCCGGCGCGCCUAAGUCGUCGCUCACGCAGGUACGUGCGUCUUUGCCGAAUCGUCCGCCGGCUUUGAGCUCGUCUGGUUCAGGCUCUGCAGUUACAACAUCUUCUUCGGCUGUCCCAUCGGAGGCUGACGAGGACGGCUGGGUCACGAUGAAGCCCAAGCACCAAGCUCGUCGGGAUGCGCUUUCUCAAAUGAACGACAGCAUUCCGCGACCGAGUGGUUCGGCUGCUGGUUCAGCAAGCAGUGCUUCAUCAGCUACUCGUUCAUCAACCUCAACCAUGGUCCCUUCAUCGACCCCUCAACCUCCCUCGCCAGAAUUCGUGAAGUAUUGCCGCGAUCAGCUCAAAGGACUUCGUGCCAACAUUGACGACUUCAUCGAAAUGCUGUUGUCAUUCCCCCUGAACCCCUCGCCCGAUGUCACGGUCAUCAUUGCCGAAGCUGUGUAUGCGAAUAGCAGUACACUUGAUGGCCGUCGAUUUGCAGCCGAUUUUGUUACUCGUCGCAAAGCAGAUGCAUAUCGUGCUGUCACUAUAUAG